AUGUCGCUAGCCUCGAGCUCGCCUAGAGGAACGCUAUGUUCGGUUGAUACCAUUGAUCUUGAAAAGGCUGGCGUUGCAUCGGACAAAGGCCUUAAGAACUGCAGCGGCGGCAGCAAAAGCAAGACAAAUACCAAGACCAAGAGUGUGAAAGCUUGGUUUGACCGGCAUAACAGAACUUCUUCAAUCUUGCUCUUUUGCCUACUCGGUGUGGGCAUCAUGCUGUUCGUUCUCAGCUUUCUCUUGCUCUUCAAGAUCGGCCGCGGUCUCGCCGACGAGACUGUCAAGGCAGUCGACAAGUCAAGCGACCUCACCCAGUAUGUCAAUGUCUUCACUGGCACCGAAGGCGGAGGAAACGACAAUCCGGCUGCUGCACGCCCGUUUGGAAUGGUGAAGCUGGGCCCAGAUCUGCUCGACUCUACCACAGAUGCAUACUCGGGCUAUCUCCCCAAAGGCGACUUCUCGGGCUUCAGUAUGAUGCAUGAACAGGGCACUGGUGGUGCCCCCAAGUAUGGAACCGUUUCCCAGCUGCCACUGGUCGGGGAAGUUCCUCAGCCGCUGUCCAAUAUCACCGUAGGUCGGACCGGCUCAGACGAGGGUUCUGUAGGCUACUACAAGGCUGUUACUAGCGAGUCCGUCACCGUAGAGCUAUCUCCCGCCAAUCGCGCCGGAAUCUACCGGUAUACAUUCCCCAAAAUUGGGGCAAAUAAUAUUCUAGUCGAUGUUUCCCACGUGCUGCCCUCGUUUCGCGGCCAGGGUCUUGGUCAGGGGUACGCAGGCGGGGAUAUCACCGUUUUUGCCGAUAGCCACUACGAGGGCCAUGGCGUUUAUAACAAUGGCUGGAACCGGUCGCCCAAUUGGCCCAUCUAUUUUUGUGGAUAUUUCGACAGCACGCCAACGAGCAACAAAACAUAUUCCGGUACAGAUGCUAGCGGCAGCGUCGAGCAGCCCAGUGGACACGCCUCCUCAAACUCGAGCGAGGUCCGCAUCGGCAGUCUUUUCACCUUUAACGACACUGAGGUUAUCUCGCGCGUGGGCAUUUCCUGGUUGUCCAUCCCGCAAGCUUGCCAGAAUCUAGAGGAUGAGAUCCCGCAAGGAACAGAGUUCUCCCAGGUUGUCGACGACAGCAAGGCGGCAUGGAACGAUCAGGUGCUUUCGAAAGUAAUCACCUCGUCGAAAAAUUCAGACACUCUCUCGUUACUGUACACCUCGCUAUACUUUAUGCAUUUGAUUCCUACCAACCAGACUGGCGAGAAUCCGGGCUGGGUAUCGGACGAGCCUUAUUGGGAGGACAUUUUCACUUUUUGGGAUCUCUUCCGCUGCGGAACAGCGCUGAUGCAAGUCCUCCAGCCCACUGCCUACGAAGAGCAGAUCCGAUCUCUGAUCGACAUCUGGCGCAACGAGGGAUACAUGCCCGACGCGCGAUCCUCCAACUACAACGGACGAACGCAGGGCGGCUCCAACGCCGACAACGUGCUCGCUGACGCCUACGUCAAGGGCGUGCGCGGAAAGGUCAACUGGAUCGAUGGAUAUGCAGCUAUGCUCAAGGACGCCGAAGUGCAGCCGGCCAACACUGUGCCUCCAGACCCCAUGGCGCCGGAUUCCUCAACCAAGGAAGGCCGCGGCGCUUUGCCCGACUGGAAAAAAUACGGCUUCAUCACUCCGACAUACUCGCGCGCCGUCUCUCGCGCGGUUGAGUACGCAUACAAUGAUUUUGGCUUGUAUCAAGUGGCGGCCGGGUCUGGCAACCAGCUCGAUGCUGCAAAGUAUCUGAACCGAUCUCGCAAUUGGCGCAAUCACUGGAACCCCGAGACCAGCUCUUUGGGGUUUACUGGGUUUGUCGUACCUCGCAAUUUGUCCGGAUUUCAUUCGAUUGACGUCCUCAACGCUGGCGGCUACUGGGCUGAUCCGUGCUAUGAGGCCAGUCCCUGGGCGUACUCGUUCACAGACGUCCAUGAUGCUGCCCAUAUGAUUGAACUGAUGGGAGGCGCCGAGACGUUUGAGGAGCGUCUCAAUGUGACUUUUGAAGCAGGGGCCAAUGCCGGCAGCACCAUUUUCGACUCGACCAACGAGCCCAUGUUCACAAUCCCCUACCUCUACAACUAUAUCAACCGGCCCGACCUCUCCGUCCUACAGUCCCGCACUGUCGCCAAAACCUCAUACAACACUGGCGUCGACGGCCUCCCCGGAAACAGCGACGCCGGCGCCAUGCAAACCUGGCUACUCUGGAACAUGAUCGGCCUGUACCCCAUCACCGGUCAAACCACAUUUCUAAUCCACUCCCCCUGGUUCGACUCUCUCGAAAUCGACCUCGGAUCUGGUAAAAAACUGCAAGUAACAUCAACCAACGGCGAUAACAACGGCGACUCGGACUACUACGUUCAGAGUCUCAAAGUCAAUGGCCACAGAUGGAAAAAGAGCUGGCUCACUUGGGACGAUGUGUUUGCGCACGGUGGCACGUUGGAGUUUGAGUUGGGUGCUGAGCCGGUGCAGUGGGCGACUGGGGAUGUACCGCCGAGUCCGGCGUCGGUGGAUUAUUGA
Talaromyces rugulosus is the source of this 2538-nucleotide messenger RNA. RefSeq lists its product as uncharacterized. The coding region runs from base 1 to 2538 and encodes 845 amino acids. The record is from RefSeq and is a predicted model, not a curated record. Lineage: Eukaryota; Fungi; Ascomycota; Eurotiomycetes; Eurotiales; Trichocomaceae. Gene Ontology annotation, molecular function: carbohydrate binding; peptide-N4-(N-acetyl-beta-glucosaminyl)asparagine amidase activity. The transcript is spliced from 4 exons. Gene Ontology annotation, cellular component: cytosol; nucleus. Gene Ontology annotation, biological process: carbohydrate metabolic process; protein deglycosylation; glycoprotein catabolic process.